GCUCCCGCUUGCCGAUCACAGGAGCAAGUUCUGUUCUACGACCUCGUCUUCGGUUAUAGCCACCUGACCUCGGCAUCUGCGCCUUGCUUAGCCGCAUCGAUCACGUAUCUUGCAGUCAGUGCUCCCAGGACAUUGAUCGACGCCUGCGCGGAACCUCGGGAACUGACCGCGAGGUAGAAGGCGCGGCCAUGUGGUUUUGCGCAGUUCAAGAUGAUGGUCCAGUGGUUUCCAUCAAAAAUGGCACCUUGCGGGGGCGGUACGUCACGGCGGACGGCACGGAAAAGGUGGUGCAGCAGUACCUGGGCAUCCCCUUCGCCCGCCCCCCGGUGGGGCCCCUGCGUCUGGCGGCCCCCCAGCCCCCAUUAGCGUGGGAGGGCGUGAGAGAUGCUACACAGCAGCCUGCCAUGUGUAUACAAAACCCCGCCAUCUUGGCGGAAAUUUCAAGAAUGCUCAACAUGAAUGUUUCUGAAUCACCUGUAUCAGAGGAUUGUUUGUACCUUAAUGUAUAUACCCCCAGUGACCGGUCUGCUGAAGAGAGAUUACCUGUGAUGGUCUGGAUCCACGGGGGCGGUCUGGCCUUCGGCGGGGCUGCGCAGGUUGACGGUUCAGCGCUGGCCGCCUACCAGCAUGUGGUCGUGGUUGUGAUCCAGUAUCGGCUUGGAAUCCUGGGGUUCUUGAGCACUGGAGAUGAGUAUGCCAGAGGCAACUGGGGCUUCCUGGACCAAAUUGCUGCCCUUCAGUGGGUCCAGGCGAACAUCGAGAGUUUCGGGGGAGACUCACAGUCCGUCACCAUAUUUGGAGAAUCUGCCGGGGGGAUCAGCGUAUCAUUGCUUGUCCUUUCACCAUUGUCAUCCGGCCUUUUCCACAAAGCGAUCUGCCAGAGUGGAGUGGCAACAGUGCAUAUCUUGUUCACCAACAGUCCACUGAUCCUCGCAAAGGCGGUGGCCAACUUGACUGCAUGUGACAGUGAUUCUACAGAACACCUGGUUCAGUGCAUGAGGCAGAAGACUGAGGAGGACAUCAUACAAGCUACCAAAGCGGCAUUUGCUUCUCCUGACUGGGAAGAGGGUAUGGACAAGCAGAAAGUCAAGUCUAUAUUAAAUCGGAUUUUUCAGGGAUGGGCUGCAGGUAUGGAUGAGCUAAUUGUCGCAGAAUACUUUCGAGAUGCUGACACACCGGAGAAAGUGCGAGACGUGUUCACUGAAAUACUGGGCGACCUCUUCAUGGUCUUUCCCACCAUCACAGUGGCUAAUUACCACAGAAAUGCAGGGGGGGCUGUAUAUUUGUACGAGUUCCAGCAUCCCCCGGCCGUUUUCAAAAACAUCAGGCCCAGCUUUGUCAAGGCCGACCAUGGUGAUGAUAUCUACUUCGUCUUCGGAGCUCCGUUCUGGAAUGGAGAGACUACAGGUUCAGAAAUCAGACACGUCACCGAAGAGGAAAAGGAGCUGUCAAAGAAGAUGAUGGCAUACUGGGCCAACUUUGCCCGCAGCGGUUCACCCAAUGGGCCAGGGCUUGUGGAGUGGCCAGUCUAUGGGGAAUCUGAAGAGUACCUUAACCUAGGUUUAGAACAAACAACAGGCCGGAAGCUGAAGCAGGAACAGAUGCACUUUUUCACUGUCAAACUUCCCCAGAAAUUAGCAGCGAGCCCCGCUGCAAACAUGAAACCUUGA
This is a messenger RNA of Paramormyrops kingsleyae, 1670 nucleotides long. The record is from RefSeq and is a predicted model, not a curated record. Lineage: Eukaryota; Metazoa; Chordata; Actinopteri; Osteoglossiformes; Mormyridae.